AUGGGCAACUGCCAGGCGGCGGAGGAGGCGACGGUGGUGGUGCAGCACCCGGGCGGCGGGCGGGUGGAGCGGCUCUACUGGGCCACCAGCGCCGCCGAGGUCAUGCGCGCCAACCCGGGCCACUACGUCGCGCUCGUCACCCUCCGCGUCACCGAGGGGGGCGGCCAGCAGCAGCGGCGCGGCGCGGUGCGGCUGACGCGGGUGAAGCUGCUCAAGCCCCGGGACACGCUGCAGCUCGGCCACGCCUACCGCCUCAUCGCCGUCGACGAGGUCACCAGGGCCGUGCAGGCCAGGAAGGAGGAGAAGACCAGGCGGGCGCAGCGGCAGCGGCAGCAGGCCGCCGGGGGGCCCGCCUCCGCCGGCGACGACCAGUCCCUCAUGGACGACGGUCUCGAUCAGUUGGAGCAGCAGGACAGGGAUGGCCACCCGGGCAGCUCGACGAAAGGCUCGAGGCAUCGCCAGUGGCGCCCGUCUCUGCACAGCAUCGCCGAAGUCAGCAGCUGA
Molecule: messenger RNA, 504 nt
Organism: Triticum turgidum subsp. durum (durum wheat)
Lineage: Eukaryota; Viridiplantae; Streptophyta; Magnoliopsida; Poales; Poaceae
Source: the annotation of a GenBank genome assembly